This is a messenger RNA of Trichoderma reesei QM6a, 418 nucleotides long. RefSeq lists its product as uncharacterized. The annotation marks the transcript as partial. The record is from RefSeq and is a predicted model, not a curated record. The transcript has 13 exons. Lineage: Eukaryota; Fungi; Ascomycota; Sordariomycetes; Hypocreales; Hypocreaceae.
UAUAUUCUUAUUUAAGGCUAUUAGUAAUAUUUUUAAAAUAAUUAAAUAUAUUAAAUAUAGCCUUUUAGACUUAUAUCUUAAGAUUACUUAUAUAUUUUUUAAUAUUAUAUAUUAUAUAUUCCUAUUUAAACUGUACAUACUAGCAGUUAUUACUAUUAAGGAGAUAUUACUAGAAGGGACAGCAGCGGCAUUAGCUUUUAACUAUUGCCGGCUUACUCUUAAACUCUAUAUAGGCCCUGCUGCUGCUACCUCUAGUGCUAUUACCUCUGCUGCUGCCUCUGCUAGUGCUGCUGCCUCUGCUAGUGCUGCUGCCUCUGCUAGUGCUGCUGCCUCUGCUAGUGCUGCUAGUGUGGCUAGUGCUGCUGGUGCUGGUGCUGGUGCUAGUGCUGCUGCAGUUAUUACUUUAGCCCUAGGGUAA